AUGGCGUCUACAGCUGUCGUAAACUGUUCUGGCUUGCAGGUUGAAGAUAACUGCUUGUUUCUACGACCAGUUUUGUUUGGUUAUGUGAUAUAUGACCUUCUAUUUAGUGAUGUUACUAUUUAGUAAUUACUAAUGCUAACUGAAGAUCGUGCUAAAAUUUAGUAGUCCGACUCAAAUAUUAAAGCGUUAACUUGGCACUGCCUUUAAGUGGUAGUCACAAACUGGACUAAAUUCGUUUUUAUUUCAGGAGAAAAGUAAUGCCGAGGAAAAGGUGGCAAAGACAAAGGACACCACAGAGCCACCAUCUACCACGAGAGCUGAAGUGGUGGAUUUGAGCAAGGAGGAGGUAAAUAUUGUAACUCUACAUUUCAAAAAUUUGAAGUUUGAUUUUAAGUAUUUGCUUGGAUCAUGGUCUUCCUUGAAAAGCGUUUUUCUGUCAUAAGUGCAGUUCGUUAAAGCUGUUUUUAGUCAAUGAUUGCAGUCCAAGUAAAGAAGCGUUUUCACACUUUGUUAAUGAAUUGGAAUCAUCUCUUAUUUCAAAUUUUCCAUUUUUGCAUAAUAAGUGCAUGUACUGGAUUAUGGUAAGCCGAGCUGCUUUGCUGAUUUUACUUAACUUGAAAAUUUUAUAACCAUUAAGUUUUGUUCACUGAAAAACUUUGGAUUGCUUUCUUUCAGGAGAAAACUAACUCUAAUGCAUCAGCAAAGACCAAUGAUAGCUCCGCAAUGCCAUUAUCUGCACAGGCAAUUCUGUACUAACUAUUUUUAACAACUUGUAGUUAUGAAGGUUUGGCUUAUAAAAGAGAAUUUCAUCCAUGUGCAUUUAUAUUGGCUGUGUUGCAGCCGGCUCAUAGAAGGUUUAUGGUGUCUGUAACGCAGGCUACAUUUAUACCCUCACUCAAAAGAAGUAUAAUAUUUUGAUUCUGUUUUAAAAUAACUUCAUUUGUCCAGCAAAUUUGAACAGCAGUCGUUUGGCAAAUAUGCAAGCAUUUAGUUUUAAACGUCUGAAGUCAGUUGGUCUGAACGUCUAGAAGUAAGUUCCCCAACGCCUACAAUUUGUAGAUAUUUAAAGUAGGUUUUAGUGCAGGCAACUUUUGUUUUGCACUUCUAUUAACUACGUGAACGUCUUACAUGUACGCUUUAACUGAAAUGUUUGCAAAAUUUUGUUAUGAUCAUGUUUAAAUCGCGGUAACUGAAACUGAUACUCCAUUUUUUUAUUUUGUUCUUUAGAAAGAUCACUUUGCAGGAGACCGAUACAAAGAAUUCUUAAAGGAACAAAGAAAGAGGGAAGAAGACCUGGCAGCUAAACGUAAAAGUGCAACCAAGAAACUGAAUUUUCCUGAU
This is a messenger RNA of Porites lobata, 1341 nucleotides long. Lineage: Eukaryota; Metazoa; Cnidaria; Anthozoa; Scleractinia; Poritidae. The record is from the annotation of a GenBank genome assembly.